This is a messenger RNA of Fonsecaea multimorphosa CBS 102226, 1884 nucleotides long. RefSeq lists its product as uncharacterized. The record is from RefSeq and is a predicted model, not a curated record. The transcript has 2 exons. Gene Ontology annotation, biological process: transmembrane transport. NCBI's taxonomy places the organism in Eukaryota, Fungi, Ascomycota, Eurotiomycetes, Chaetothyriales, Herpotrichiellaceae. The coding region runs from base 1 to 1884 and encodes 627 amino acids. Gene Ontology annotation, molecular function: transmembrane transporter activity.
AUGGCCAAAGGAGCGAAACGGGCACUUCAGUUGCCCAAGCAGCAACUGCUCAUUCUUGCGGCAUGCCGCUUCGCAGAGCCCGUGGCGAUGACUUCGGUCUACCCAUACAUUCCGGAGAUGAUCCAAUCCUUCAACGUCCGCGAUGAUAAAGUGGCUAAAUGGGCCGGUCUCAUGUCUGCGACUUUUUCACUGUCACAAUGUUUGACCGGAAUCGCUUGGGGACGAGCCUCAGAUCGCUUUGGCCGCAAGCCCAUCAUUCUUCUUGCCCUGACCUGUACCAUGAUAUCGUCCAUACUAUUUGGCUUCUCCAAAAAUCUUCUCUGGGCCUUCAUCACACGGUCCUUGCAGGGCCUGUCGAACGGGAAUGUCGGGAUCAUUCGGACGGCCGUGGCAGAACUGGUCCCGCAGAAAGAGUUACAACCGCGUGCAUUCAGUAUCAUGCCACUCGUUUGGAAUAUUGGGAGUAUAUUUGGGCCGUCCUUCGGUGGAUCUUUGGUCCACCCCGUGGAACGAUAUCCUGAGGUCUUUGGAAGGUUGAAGCUGUUCAAGGAAUAUCCUUUUGCGCUGCCAAACGUCUUGAUCAGCAUUCUUUUCAUGUUCGGCAUUACUGCCGGUUUCCUUUUCUUGCACGAAACUCUCGAGGAAAAGAAAUCCAACCGGGACUAUGGCCUGAUACUGGGCGAAUUUCUGACCAGUUUGUGCACCCGAAAGCCGCAACGCAGGAAAUGGUCAAACACUGAGGAGUCCGAUCCGUUUCUCUCUGGCAUGUCAAGUGAACUGUCCACACCGGUAUCUGGCUCCAUUUCCGCGGCUAAGAUCCCCAAGCAGAGUCCAGGCUGGGCAGAGGUCUUCUCCGGUCAGUCGAACAUCAAUCUCGCCGUCUACACAUUUCUGGCCAUGCACUCUGUGGCCUACGACCAACUGCUGCCAAUAUUUAUGCAUUAUCCCGUGCAACCUAUUCAAGACCCACAGGUCCAUCUACCUUGGAAGUUUGCUGGUGGAUUCGGGAUUGACUCCAACAGAAUCGGCUUGCUUUUUACGAUCUACGGUGUUUUCGGCAUGCUUAUCCAAUUUUUUGUCUUCCCGCCUUUCGCCAGGAGGUUCGGCGUUCUAAAUUGUCUCAAGGCUUGUUGUCUAACCUUCCCCCUGGUCUACGUCGCAACACCUUUCACAGCCCUUCUGCCUACCGACUCGUCAAGGCAAGGCAUCAUGAUGUUGCUAAUGUUGAUCAAGGGGUUUUGCGGUAUCUUUGCGUUCCCCUGUUCUACCAUUCUUCUUACCAACAGCGCGGCUAGCUUGAAGAUAUUAGGUACGCUGAAUGGAGUGGCUACCAGUAUCUCUGCCAUUGGAAGAGCUGCCGGACCAGCUUUAGCAGGCGCGACGUUCACAAAAGGAGUCGAUAUCGGAUACGUCGUGAUCCCUUGGUGGACAUUGGCCUUGGUUGCCGUUAUUGGCGCUGUUCCAGUAUGGUUUCUCGUGGAGAUGGAAGGCUUUGGUGGAGAUCUGGACGAAGACGAGAGUGACGUAGAGGGAGAAGAAGAGGAAGAAGAUGACGACGACGACGACGACGACGACGACAAUGGAGGCGGCGCUAAAACAUCUGCGAUUGUGGCCUCUAGAGCACAUUCCAGGAAGUCUAGUGCCCCAUCUGUACCCGAAGAGGCAGUGGAGGACGACGAAGAGUUGCCAGGGUCUCGCCUCUUGACACCAGCUACGACGCGGAAUUCACAACCUUCAUCUCGACGCCAGAGCCUCCAGCUCCGACGAGUCUCAAGCCCCAUCGGUCUUGGCCCUGGCAUCAUUCCCGCCGGAGCCCGCAGAUAUAGCAGCGACCUGGGAGCUACAAGGAGUGGAUUAGGUGUUGGUGGGACGAGUUACUAUUGA